CCACUUCUCCCACCCAUCGCGCCUAAACAUGUUGGCAAGAAGUGUUUAGUGCUUGACCUGGACCAGACCCUCGUCCAUAUUAACAUCAUGCCCAUACCAGAUCCAGACUUUGUCGUUCCUGUCCAAAUUGAGCAUCAAUGGCACAACAUGUAUGUACAGAAGCGACCAGGAGUAGACGAGUUUCUUCGACAGAUGGGUGAGCUGUACGAAGUAGUAGUGUACACCGCAAGUCUGGGUUCCUAUGCAGAUCCGGUGAUGGACCAUCUCGAUAUCUACAAUGCCGUUUCGCAUAGGCUUUCGAGUUGGGCCGCAAGAACGUGGAUAAUUCUGCCAACCUACAUAUACUGCACCAGUGGGUAG
Suillus fuscotomentosus is the source of this 360-nucleotide messenger RNA. RefSeq names its product HAD-like domain-containing protein. Gene Ontology annotation, molecular function: phosphoprotein phosphatase activity. The annotation marks the transcript as partial. Lineage: Eukaryota; Fungi; Basidiomycota; Agaricomycetes; Boletales; Suillaceae. Gene Ontology annotation, cellular component: plasma membrane. The transcript has 3 exons. The record is from RefSeq and is a predicted model, not a curated record.